Conger conger (European conger) is the source of this 2283-nucleotide messenger RNA. Its product is annotated as nuclear GTPase SLIP-GC-like. Lineage: Eukaryota; Metazoa; Chordata; Actinopteri; Anguilliformes; Congridae. Gene Ontology annotation, molecular function: GTPase activity. The coding region runs from base 475 to 2283 and encodes 602 amino acids. The transcript has 15 exons. The record is from RefSeq and is a predicted model, not a curated record.
UUUAAGAGCACAGCUACAGGAAAACAAUACAAAAUCACACAAGACCUGAACUGUAAGACACCAAGUGUCAUCUACGUCAUCCAGUGUAAAAAAUGCAAGGUGCAAUAUGUUGGGAAGACCUCAACCACACUGCAAAAAAGAUUCAAAGACCACAGAAGUUCCAUCAGAAAAUGUGAACAUCGGCCAAUCCCUGAUCAUUUCACCAAGAAUGGUCAUUGUCUUGAUGAUCUGAUUAUCUAUCCAAUUGAGGAGGUCACUGGUUCCAAAGAAUUGAGAAGUGAGAGGGAACUGCACUGGAUCAGAGAGCUUGACACAGUUGAAAAUGUACUAAAUCUGGGGCCAUAUGAAUGUGUAAGACAGCAGACCCAAGAUGAUGGAGACAAAAGACCAGUGGAACCAACUGAGGGACAAGUGGAAGCUCCUCAGAAAGGUAAAAGAAAGCUCUGUGGGAAUGAAGAUGUGAAAUCAAAGAAGAUGAAAAUUAACAGACAGUCUGUGUUUUCACAUGAUACAGAAGAACUUCUCCUAACCCUGAAUGACGCAUUCGAGGAUGGAAAAGAAGCCAUAUCUCUGCUUGAAAUCCAACUCAAAGAUGUUUCCAGCAGAGAGGAAAAGACCAUGUCAUUUCUAGAAGACCUAAAAGAGAAGAUCUCAGGUCUCAAAGAAAAUAACUGGAAAGAGACUAUUCACAUCGGACUCUUUGGGAAGACGGGAGCAGGAAAGAGCUCAUUGAUCAACGCAAUUGUCCAAGAAGAACUUCUCCCUGCUUCAGGAGACACAGAAGCCUGCACUUCCACAUUCGUGCAUGUGCAAGCCAAUACUGAAUCUAGCAAAUACAAAGCUGAUAUUGAAUUCAUCAGUAUAGAGGACUGGAAAUCAGAACUACAUUUCCUGCUAGAGCUACUUGAAAAUGAAAAUGACCAGCAAAGCACGGAAAAGACUGAUGAAGAAGAAGAAAUGGUAAAAAUGGCAAAAGAAAAGAUUACAGCCAUUUAUGGAGAAGAGGGCCUGGAGAGAAAUUACGAUGAAUUGGUGGGAGCCAGAUGGUUUCCUGUGAUUCUAGGCACCAGCAUGAAGACUCUGACUUUUGACACUGCUGAUGAACUGUCUGAAGGCAUUGAAUGCUACAUUCGGAGUGAUACAGAAUCAGAUACAAAUGAAGGGAAGCAGAUCUGGCCUCUGGUGAAGCGAGUCACCAUCUCCUUGCCGAAGUCUCCAGCUCUGCUGGAGGGGAUUGUGCUGGUGGACCUGCCUGGAGCCGGAGACGUCAGUAAAUGCAGAAGUGACAUGUGGAAAGAGUGUCUCAGCCAGUGCUCCUCUGUCUGGAUUGUCAAUGAGAUGAACCGUGCCCUGUCUGAGAAAGUAGCCGAUGAGAUCUUUAAUACAUCAUUGAGAACCAUUGCUGGAGGAGGGGAGUGUCACAAUGUCACCUUCAUCUGCACCAAAACAGAUGUCAUCAAGCCGAAGGAGAUCAAAAAGAAGUAUCGUCUCAGAGAUGAGGAUCUUAAAAUAGACGUUAAGUUUUCUGAUAACAGAGGCUACCACAAAACACUCAAAGCCUUGUGUAGAAAUGAUGGAUAUUUCCGAUCUCGCAAAGGAGUGUUAGUUGAUCUGAACUACACUCUGUCAGAACCCAUGUACAAAAAGAUGAAUGAAAACAACCUCUUUCUGACAACAUUUGGGCCUGGAUGUACAAGAGCCUCAAUCAAAGGGACAUUUGAAAGUUUCCAGGAGAACUUCAUCCCAAAUUACCUUCUGAAAGAACACAAGACACCAAAUAAAGACAAAUACCUGCGUCUGGUGUACAUUAGAACAGAGCAAAGAAAAGUGCUCAAGAAACUGGAGAAGGAAAUCCUACAGAGAAAGAAGCUGAUCUACAAUUCCCUCAGUGAUUCAAUCCGUGACACCAUGAAGCAAACAUAUCAAGAAUGCUAUGGAAUCACAGGAAAAGACUCUUUCAGAGAGAUGAAAGGGACUCUUAAAAGUGCAAUUGAGGAUUUCAAAAAGACCAUGUUCCAAAAUGCCAUGACGAAGAUGCUGGAAGAGUUCAGUGAUCUGCAGGACCUGCUGGUCACGUCGUCCAGUAUCACAAGGAUAUACCGAUGUGCCCGGCUGGGCAAGGGCCCCAGGAUGUCCAUCACAAUCCUCCUGAAUGGUCUGCCCUGGCGAUUUGGGUCUGGGCAGGGCGGUGGGUGCGUCACGGAUUGUCGGCCCGUGGGUUUCGGCGCGGCCCGGUCGGAGCAUUUUCUGUGUGACCUGAUGUUUUUCGAGGAGGGCCACUAG